AUGGUGCUCUCUAUCUUCAAGUACCUGCUGACAGGUUGGCUCGUAUUCAAUGGGGUCUCCUCCGUACAGGCAGAAAACUCAACAUUUUACAACCCUAUCUUGCCUGGAUGGCACUCCGACCCUUCUUGUGUGCAGGUUGAUGGAAUAUUCUACUGCAUUACUUCCAGCUUUAUUACCUUUCCGGGCCUUCCAAUCUACGCAUCGAAGGACUUGACCAACUGGAAACUGAUCAGCCAUGCGUGGAACCGAGAAGCUCAAAUGCCCGGGGCAAGUCAACAGACAAAGGGCCAACAAGAAGGGUUCUAUGCGGCCACCAUCAGACAUCACGAUGGACAGUUUUGGGUCAUAUGUGAAUAUCUUGGCUUGCCUGAUGGCAUGUUGGGGACAAUUUUCAAGACAAUUGAUCCGUACGACAACACGGCCUGGGCAGACCCUAUCACGUUUCCCACACCGGCCGGAGAUCUAGAUCUUUUCUGGGACGAUGACGGCAAGCUUUACAUUCCAGGCGGAGGCCAAGGCACCGUGCUUCUUGAUGUCGAUCUUGAAAGUGGCACAGUCCUCAACAACACUUUCCUUUGGUCAGGAACUGGAGGUGUGUGGCCAGAAGGUCCGCACAUAUAUCGCAAAGACAAAUUCUACUACUUGUCAAUGGCCGAGGGGGGGACUGAGACUGGGCACUAUCAAGUCAUGGCGAGAUCUGCUGAUCUCACUGGUCCAUAUACACCAUGCCCCAACAAUCCAGUGCUCACGAAUAAGGAUACAGAUGAGUACUUCCAGACGGUUGGCCACGCAGACCUGUUUCAAGACACCAAUGACAACUGGUGGGGUGUCGCGUUGUCCACGCGUUCGGGACCAGAGUGGUCCAUCUAUCCCAUGGGACGAGAAACUGUCCUGUUUCCAGUAACCUGGGAGCAGGGCGAGUGGCCAAUUUUGGAGCUAGUCAGAGGCAAGAUCUCUGGCUGGCAACUGCCCCCAUCUACUCGAGACCUCCCUGGUCAUGGCCCGUUCAACUCUGAUCCCGACGUAUAUCAGUUCACAACAAUGAGCGAGAUACCACGGAACCUCAUUUAUUGGAGGGUCCCACGGCAGGGAGCGUUUGAGAUCGCGGACUUGAAAGGCAUGCAUAUUGUGCCUAGUCGAGGUAACCUCACUGGCGACAAUGCAGAGCUCGAUGGCCGAUCUGGACUGUCCUUCAUCGGACGGCCACAGACCGAUUCUCUGUUCAACUUCAAUGUGACCCUAGACGUCCCUCUCGAUGAAGCUGAUCUGGAAGUAGGAGUCACUCUUUUCUUGACGCAACAUAAUCACGCCGAUCUCGGCGUAGUAGCACAACCCAAGGCCGAUGGCGCCGAAGGCACUGAUCGCUUCUUGCGUUUCAGGGCCACAGGAAACGAUGCCCCUGAAGAAUAUGUCGAGAGGUUUCCCGAAACUUGGAAGGUAGAUCUCAUUCAACUUGAGAUUUCUACACCAAAUGCAACACAUUACACUCUUACCGCAUAUUCAGCUGCAGAGCCCGAAAACAAGAUCGUAAUGGCUACCGUGUCGGCGAAGUUGGUCAGCGGUCAAAGUGGUCCAUUUACUGGGGCCCUUCUUGGCGUCUAUGCAACUUGCAAUGGAGCUGGAACGGGACUUGAAUGCCCUUCAGGAGGUGGCGUCUACGUGAGAGAGUGGAUGUACACAGGCAAGGGCCAGUACUACACUGCCGAUGACCUCAGAUCUUAG
This is a messenger RNA of Colletotrichum siamense, 1722 nucleotides long. RefSeq names its product Non-reducing end alpha-L-arabinofuranosidase BoGH43B. The record is from RefSeq and is a predicted model, not a curated record. Gene Ontology annotation, biological process: carbohydrate metabolic process. Bases 1 to 1722 code for a protein of 573 amino acids. NCBI's taxonomy places the organism in Eukaryota, Fungi, Ascomycota, Sordariomycetes, Glomerellales, Glomerellaceae. Gene Ontology annotation, molecular function: hydrolase activity, hydrolyzing O-glycosyl compounds. The transcript is spliced from 3 exons.